AUGGAACAUAAUUUCAAGCGCCAACUUGGCCUUAUUUGUGUCAUACUGAUUUUUCCAGCAUUGUGUAGUGGCAAGGAGUUUUAUACUAAAUCCAGAGCAGCAUAUUAUGGCCCCUCAGAUGGCUAUGGGACUCCAAGAGGAGCUUGUGGCUUUGGAGACUAUGGAAGAACAGUCAAUGAUGGCAAUGUGGCAGUCGUGUCUGCUAAGCUAUGGAAAAAUGGAGGUGGUUGUGGUGCAUGUUAUCAGCUCAGGUGCAAAAUAGCACAAUAUUGUGAUUACAAUGGAGCAUAUGUGGUGGCAACAGAUUCUGGCGAGGGAGACAGAACAGACUUCAUCUUGAGCCCUCGCGCCUUCUCAAAGUUAGGACGAAACAAAAAUGCAUCUGAAGCGCUGAAGAAAUACGGUGUGCUUGAUGUUGAAUAUAAAAGGGUCCCAUGCACAUUCAAGGGAAACAACAUUGUGUUUCAGAUCAAUGAACACAGCAGCAACCCCGGUUACUUCGCCAUCGCGAUUCUCUAUGUUGGAGGAACAUCAGAUAUCACUGCUGUUGAGAUUUUGAGGAAAGAGUAUCGCAAAUGGGAGCCUCUACGAAGGGUUUAUGGUGCAGUGUUUGACAUUGCUAACCCACCAACAGGUGAAAUUCGAUUGAAGUUCCUAGUGAGUGAUGGCAGUGCAGGGUUUCAUUGGGUGCAGCCAAAGAUUGCAAUCCCUGAAAAUUGGAAGGCAGGAGCUACAUAUUCCGCAAAAUUAGCUUAA
Molecule: messenger RNA, 756 nt
Organism: Lotus japonicus
Lineage: Eukaryota; Viridiplantae; Streptophyta; Magnoliopsida; Fabales; Fabaceae
Product: expansin-like B1
Exons: 6
Coding region: 1-756 (251 amino acids)
Biological process (GO): sexual reproduction
Cellular component (GO): extracellular region
Source: RefSeq, a predicted model, not a curated record